This is a messenger RNA of Anolis sagrei ordinatus, 2648 nucleotides long. It is a transcript of the gene FMO5, whose product is annotated as flavin containing dimethylaniline monoxygenase 5. Gene Ontology annotation, molecular function: flavin adenine dinucleotide binding; NADP binding; N,N-dimethylaniline monooxygenase activity. NCBI's taxonomy places the organism in Eukaryota, Metazoa, Chordata, Lepidosauria, Squamata, Anolidae. The record is from RefSeq and is a predicted model, not a curated record.
AACCCUUCCCAUGUUCAUUAACCAUUCUUCAUGCAAAAUUGUGCUGUCUUGCUCUGAAGUGCUGUGCAUCUUAGCUGCCGCUGCCCUGGAGAAGAAGUUGAGAGUUGGAUAAAGACCAUGGCAAAGAAGAGAGUGGCCAUUAUAGGUGCUGGCUCCAGUGGACUUUGUAGCAUCAAAUGUUGUUUGGAUGAAGGCCUAGAGCCUGUGUGCUUUGACAGCAGCGAUGAUAUUGGAGGACUCUGGAGGUUCAAAGAGAUUCCCGAGGAAGGCCGGGCCAGCAUUUACAACUCUGUGAUCAUCAACACCUCCAAAGAGAUGAUGUGCUUCAGCGACUUCCCCAUCCCUGAUGAUUAUCCCAACUAUAUGCACAACUCUAAGAUCCUAGACUAUUUCCGGUUGUAUGCUAAGCACUUUGAUCUUCUGAAGUACAUCCACUUCAAAACUGCUGUGCGCAGUGUAAAUAGGCGUCCAGAUUUCUCUAGCACUGGCCAGUGGGAUGUUGUCACAGAAACUGAUGGGAAGCAAGAGUCAUCUGUCUUUGAUGCAAUCUUGGUAUGCACUGGCCACCAUACCGAUGCACAUUUGCCACUGGACUCCUUUCCAGGGAUAAGAAACUUCAAAGGGGGCUAUUUUCACAGUCGUGAUUACAAGAGCCCUGAGCCAUUUACUGGGAAAAGAGUAAUUGUGAUUGGCAUUGGGAAUUCCGGCGGAGAUCUUGCUGUGGAGAUAAGCCGCAAAGCAAAACAGGUCUUCCUCAGCACUCGCAGAGGAGCAUGGAUAAUCAAUCGUGUUGGUGAUAAUGGCUACCCUGCAGAUGUGGUGCUUACUUCCCGAUAUAAUGUCAUGCGGAAACAUUUAGUUACCACCUCCAUGUUAAAUCAGUGGAUAGAGGAUAGACUGAAUGCCCGAUUCAACCAUUCCCAUUACGGCUUGAAACCUAAACACAGAUUUUGGAGUCAGCAUCCAACUAUCAAUGAUGACCUCCCAAAUUGCAUCAUUUCAGGAAAAGUACUGGUAAAACCAAAUGUUUCAGAAUUUACUGAAACGGCUGCCAUUUUUGAAGACGGCUCUAAAGAAGAGGAUAUAGAUUUUGUUGUCUUUGCCACUGGGUACAGUUUCUCUUUUCCCUUCCUUGGGAACUGCGUGAGAGUCGUCGAGAAUAAUAUUGCUCUCUAUAAAUUUGUCUUCCCUCCUCAUUUGGAGAAACCUACACUGGCUUUCAUUGGGCUUGUCCAACCGCUGGGUGCCAUCAUGCCCAUUUCUGAAAUACAAGCUCGCUGGGCCACGCGUGUGUUUAAGGGAGAUGCUACAUUGCCACCAAUAAGCGAUAUGUUGUCUGAUUUUACAAUGAAGCAAGCAUGCAUGCAAAAAAGGUAUGUGAAAAGCCAGCGACACACUGUCCAAGUAGACUACAUUGAAUACAUGGAUGAAGUGGCUUCUCAAUUUGGAGUGAAGCCCAACGUUUGGUCUCUCCUUCUGACAGAUCCCAAGCUCGCCUGGGAAAUGAUCUUUGGACCAUGCACCCCAUAUCAAUACCGUCUGCAAGGACCGGGGAAAUGGAAUCAUGCCAGGAAAGCAAUCUUGACGCAGCAUGAGCGGGUCCUGAAGCCCUUGAAAACAAGGCCCACUGAUGACUCAAAUACAGUCUUGGUGCCCCUUUGGUUAAAGAUGGUUGGCCUUCUUGUUCUUUUUGCUGCAUUAUUUGCUCAUUUUUAAAUGGUAAAGAUCUUCACUGACAAAAAGUGGAAGUAGUGAGACUCUAUCUUCUUUUUGGUUUCAUCUUUUAACAAAAAGAUAGCAUAUAUGCAUAUGCAUAUAUAUAUAUGAUAACAACACAACUCAAAAUCCAGUUAAGACAAUGUACAUUUUAUAUUCAAUCAUAGCUUCUAAUAAGUGCAAACCUAUCUUUGCCUAUGUAAGAAGUUAAAAAAUCAUUCUUUUCUAACUUUUUGUAUUAUCUGUAAUUAGCUAUGAUACUAUUAGCUGGCAUAUUAUGCUGACACAAUAGUGGGAUAGAAUGGCUGCAGGCACCAUGGUAGCAUGGAGGUUUGCAUAAAAUGUGAUCUUUGUUGGGAGGAAGUUGGCAUGCCUGAUCAUAAGCUGCUUGGAAGACAUUAUUGAUCUGGCAAUGAAAGCAGUUUCUCUUCUGUUUCCCAUAUCUCCCAUCUGGUAUGUGCCAUUCCCAAAAUUAUAAUGCUUCCAGGCACUGUACUAUCAGUGUUUACAGAAAUUGUACUUUUCUCAUAAAUUCCUAUUUUCUAUCAUGGCUUUGUCAGCUCAGAUGGUAAUUGCAAAAAACUGGGAAAAAUACAGUGGGAUUUUCAGUUGUAGAACCAAUAAGUAAAUAAAUUAUGGAAUGUGACAUUAACUGCAAAACUAAGCAAAAAGUGUUAGAAAUGCUACCCAGCAACCUGGUUUCUCUUUAUUUCUUUUAUCCAGAAAAGCAAAAAUAUGUUUGUUCCUCCAACUACUCAUUUAAGUUUAUGGAAUGAUGAACUCAUGACGCAUGGUGCAUGGAACGAUGUAUUGAUGAUUUUAUACAGUUUUAUGUAAUUCAACUGUGUGGUUGAGUUUGAUUUUCAAAUGAAUGUGUGUUCCCCAUUUCUGUUUAUCUUAAAUUUAAUAAAAUUACUGAGUAAAAAAAGAAA